CUGUGGUCCCUCAGUGAGAAUGAAUGAACAUGUAAAGAGCAGGUCUCUGCAUCUCUGCACACACACAGCAGCAACUUUACUCUCACUUUUACUCGUGAUGGUUUUUGAUUCGACCAAAGCGACGGUGGCGACUCAGCAGUGUGGGAGCACGCUUCUGCAGACACUGAAACUGGCACGAUUUGCACAAAAGGAAUCUGUGGAUAUAAUCAAAACAUAUAAGGCGUCUCAGGGCGACAUGUCUGAGAUCAUCUGUAAAGUGAGUCUGAGUGGACUUCCAGACCCAAACAUCUCAGGUUUGGAGUCGUCGGAGCAGAUGAGCAGCGUCCACUCGAGUCUGCAGGAGUUCAGUCCACAUUUUAAAAGAGUGUUUGACCAACAGACCGACCUGCAGCUGCCGGACAGUCCACUGCUGGACCAGCUCAGCGUCAUCAGCCGUCGCAGCCUGUACCUGGACAGUCAGAUCACUGUCCUGUACCAGCAGCUGUUUCCAAACUCUCCUCCUCUAGGAGCAGACGGAGGAGCUACGUCACUGCCUCCACCUCAGAAUGUGUUUCAGCAGAAGGUCUAUGGAUGUGUGGUGCUCAAAACGUACAAGGAGUUUCUGUCGAACGUCAGCAAAUAUUUAAGGACACUGAAAAACCAAAUGUGUGGAAUAAACGCUCGACGCAUCAACAUGUUUUUCUAAGGCCGGCCUUAGAAUCAGAAUCACAAAGACAAUGCGACAGUGGGAGGUGCUGGUUC
Messenger RNA from Periophthalmus magnuspinnatus, 741 nucleotides. It is a transcript of the gene m17, whose product is annotated as IL-6 subfamily cytokine M17. The coding region runs from base 20 to 685 and encodes 221 amino acids. The transcript has 3 exons. Gene Ontology annotation, molecular function: ciliary neurotrophic factor receptor binding. The record is from RefSeq and is a predicted model, not a curated record. Gene Ontology annotation, biological process: ciliary neurotrophic factor-mediated signaling pathway; negative regulation of neuron apoptotic process. NCBI's taxonomy places the organism in Eukaryota, Metazoa, Chordata, Actinopteri, Gobiiformes, Gobiidae.